Penicillium brevicompactum is the source of this 846-nucleotide messenger RNA. Its product is annotated as TMEM53 family protein. The record is from RefSeq and is a predicted model, not a curated record. The coding region runs from base 1 to 846 and encodes 281 amino acids. NCBI's taxonomy places the organism in Eukaryota, Fungi, Ascomycota, Eurotiomycetes, Eurotiales, Aspergillaceae. The transcript has a single exon.
AUGGCUUCGAAUCCUGAAGAUCCACUGGGAUCAUUUGCCAAGCUGGGCAGCUCGGUUUAUCUCCACGACUCCGACACCAAUGACAAAGUCAAACCCGUGAUCUUCAUCGCAUUCUGGAUGAACGCCCCUGCUCGCGCCUUGGCAAAAUAUGUGAUUGAAUACAGACGCCUGGUUCCAUCAGCACGAAUCAUCUUCGUCCGAAGCUCGUCAAAUGAUUUCAUGUGGCCCCUGAAAAGUAUAGCGCGCAGAGCGCGCAUCGCGCCGGCCAUCGAGGCCAUGCAGGGAUUAGUUACCCCUGAAAAUCCAGUUACCCUUCAUCUCUUUUCAAAUGGAGGCUUGUCUCACACAGGGCAUCUCCUGCAAUCGUGGAAGAUGAUCACCGGAACCCCAAUGCCAAUUUCGGCCAUGAUCAUGGAUAGUGCCCCCGGAAGCAUGGGUCUGCGAUCGGGACUCAGGGCGUUCUCUUUCGCACUGCCGCGAAUGUGGAUAUUGCAGAUGCUGGGCAAAAGCUUACUCUUUGUCUGGUUGUUUUUCGCGAUGUUGAUUCAUGCCCACAAGUCCAACCCGGAUCCUAUCACGCUUGCUCGGAGACUUGUCAAUGACUCUUCCCUGGUGCGGCCCGCUGCCUCGCAACGCGAGCUCGCUCGUUGCUAUAUCUAUUCCGAUUCUGAUGCCUUGGUUGAUUGGGAGGAUGUCGAAUCUCAUGCAUCGGAGGCCGAGGCUAUAGGCUGGGUGGUCCGUCGUGAGUAUUUCAAGGGAUCACCUCAUGUUGGACACAUGAGAGCAGAUCCAGACCGUUAUUGGGGUGUUAUCAAAGAUUAUCUGGGGGCUGCGGCGGCAUCAUAA